Molecule: messenger RNA, 7161 nt
Organism: Parnassius mnemosyne (clouded apollo)
Lineage: Eukaryota; Metazoa; Arthropoda; Insecta; Lepidoptera; Papilionidae
Source: the annotation of a GenBank genome assembly
AUGAUUGUGCCGACAUUCAAAGCUCGCUCCACUUCACCAGCGGUGUGGAGGCCAGGGGCCUCACCGCCAGCGCCGAGGGGCUCGCCCAGCGAGUCGUCGAGCGCCGCGCGAAGCCCCAGCGCUCCGCCGCCGCCGCCACCACCGCCUGUUUGGACGCCCACUGCCUCGCCCCAGACGCCCCGCAAAACGUUCCGUCCCGUUCACUUCGAGGACACACCACCCGCCCGCCGCAAAUUUACGAGUGGUGAGCAAAACGGCUGCACAAGUGGUUCGGAGACUGAGGGCCGGCUAAGGACCUCCCAGAGUGCACCCGCAACCGGAUUGAGUGCAUUAGGAGGAACGUCUUCAAGCCGCCUACCAAGAGCUCAAAACCCUACCGUCACAUUACUACAAAAGGCACGAGAAAAUCAAUUGUCGCGAGCGCCCAAUAAUAUUCACGAAAGAGAUCCUCGACUUCCUCGAGAUAGGCCCUCUCCACCGAUAGGCGAUCCAGUACAUGCAUUACGUAAAGGUUACCUCAGCGAAGGAGAAGUCGACAGGGGCGACUACGUUCACGGCGGCAGCCAUAAGAUGGCCGAGGCCACCAGAAAAAUAGAAGGAAUAGGACCCACAACCAAAGAAGGAAUGCCGGUUGCGCUCAGAUCUGAAGUCAAAGAUCCAUCGCGGUGGUACAAAAAAAUGUACGAUACGAUACACAAAAACAAAUACGACGACGAUUAUGUGACUAUUCGAUACAAAAAUCGUCAAGGUCAACCACCAUUAAGAGUGUCGAGCAGUAAAUCUCAGUACGCGUACUUCGAUCCACGUUCUGGUUAUUUGAGUGAGCCGGAGGGCGGGCGCAAUCGACUUGGUUCCAGUACUUGGAGCGACGCAUAUGAUAGCGAUGCUACUACAGGACCUAGAAGAAGAACUGCUUCCGUACAAGAAGACAGAAGGGACGACGCGUUCUCAUCGUAUAUAUCUAACAAUAAGUAUAGUACACUGGCAUCAGCGAGAGCUAGUCAAGAAAUUUACAAAAACCAACCUGGGAGAAUAGAAAAUUAUGUACCUGGAAAAUCGUCUGUAGUUGAUAAGGAAGCAAAACAGUGGUGGGACGAGGUCAUGGACAUUUUUGAUGGGCAAAAUAUAUCAAGCACCACGUCUCUACAGCAAACGUCGCCAAAGGAAAAGAAGGAUCUCACAUCAACCAUAUUAUCGAAAUCUAACAUGGCAAGGGCCUUAAAAGAGUCCGGCUAUGAGUCAGACUCUACGCUAGUAUUCCGUCGCCGGGAAGAGAACGAUGCGCCGCUAUCACCAGCAGAACGACGUGCCGCGUAUAGAGAUCUACAGGCAGGAGGAGAACCUCCUCUAAGAGGAUUCCGUUCGCCUGCUCCACCUAGACAAGAUGAAUCGGAAAUUGAAUAUAUUCCGAUUUCUUCCACUCUGACGAAGAUACGAGUUCAUAAAAAAGCACCCCACCAGCACGAAGUUGUUUGCUAUCCUAUGAAGAGCGAAGUUAUUACAACUAGAAAUAAAAGACAACUAAAUAGACCAGAUAUAAUGAGCAAUUGUCCUCCGGCGCCACCUAGAAGGAUAUCAUCAAAAAACAGCAAUACCCUGAAACUAGUAACUUCCACUAGGCAUUUGUCAAUAUCACCCAACAGACAAUUGGCACAGCGGAACAAUCAAGAAGAAUCAAAUAUAAAUUUUCUUAAAAAGGAACUGAGUCAUAAAAUAAAUAGACAAAAUACACAAAUAAUAUCAAAAAAAGGAUCUGCUGAUACUAAAACAGAUACUAGUAAUUUAUCUAAGCGCAGAGCAAUGUCCACUUCUGCACCUCCAUCCGUAAAUAGAAGAAACAUUCAUAUAAAUCCAACAAAUUCCAUAACAAAAAAAAUUAUUACUGAAAGAGGCACAAGCAGUUUUAGUUCACCUCGAAGAACCUUACAACCUACAGAGUACGCUACGCGAAAUAAAUGCGUAAAUUCGCAACCAUCAGUUAUAAUUGAAAAUGGAGCUGGAAGAAAAACGCCUAUCACUAAUAUUUUAGAAAAAGUUACAUCUUUAGAUAAAUUAUGGAGUUCACAGAAAAGAAAUGAACGACUAGACUUAACAAAACAAACUGAAAAAUAUACUAACAAAAUACCCGUUGUUUCGACUUUGAAAUCGAGUCCUAAUAAAUCUUUAAUUUUCGCGGGAAAUAAGGUAUUACCAAAAAAUGUCACACACAAGAGUAGGGACAUGGUUCGUACAUCUGAAAAAAUACAAAAACUCAAAGCUAUUAAUACCCUAUCUAAUACUAAUGUUUCAUUAAAUGAUAUCAAUAAAUCAAAAUUACAACUUACAACAAUGUCAAAUAUUUCAAAGUCAACUUCGCAUAUUCCAUCCAUUCCGAAGAAACCUAACAGUGUAAAAACAGCAGUUGUAACAAAUCUAAAAAAGAAAAAAAAUUUAGAAAGUGUUAUUAUAAAGCCAAGAAGUGUACCUUGUCAUGAAGCAUGUAACAAAAAAUCAAAAGGUAUUGUAACAAAAAAGGAAGGAAAGACAAAAUGCGAUAAGAAGAAUAUUAAAAUCUCUGUGAACCAAGAAGAUGUAGAUUCAAGAAACCAAUCUGGAAAUAUUGUGAGUGAACCUUGUAAUGCAGUUUAUUUGAGAGACAUAACAUAUCAACACAUAAAUUCAAAGGAAUUGGAAAAAACCCGAGACUCAGUUCUAUCUAAUUCCUUUUUUCAACAUCUUUUUCUAGGAAAUUCAUCUUUCUUUAUAAAAUCUGAAACAGAACAUAGUAAAAAAAACUCGGUUCUACAAAAAGCGAAACAAUUUCAAUCAUUGCCGCAUGUAAAUCAAAAUUCACCUAACUCGUUAAAUACAUAUUUAAUACAUCGAAAGCCAGUUUCUCUUUCGCGUUUUAAAAUAUGGGACAAACAUUUUAGUCCUGUACGAAUCACGGGACCUCGAUCGGUUUCAUGGCCAGGUAAAAUGGAUGGUGAAAUACACAAACUUCCAAGCUUGUCGAAAUGGGACGGAUUUGGAUCAGUAUCAUCUUUAUCAACCGUUCGAAGUAGAAGCGAGCCUCCUGCAAAUAAAAUAUAUUUUUCUCAAACUUCAAGGCCUUUAUCACCUAACGUUAUUUUUCAUAGAAAAGAAACGCCAGAAAAUAAAAUAAAGAGCACAUAUGUAUCUUCUUCUAAGACGCUAAACUUACAGUCAACUUCUCCUAAAAGCAUAUUCAUUAUUCCACAGCAUUCUAAAACACCAUCACCAAAUCGAGUCAAUAUUGCUAGAAAAUCAAAAUCUGAUUGUUCCAAGAAUGUGCAAAAGCCCAUAAAAAUAAAUAAAUCUGAAGAUGAUACUUGCCCUACUACAAUUUUCUUUUCACAAACUUCAAGACCAGCAUCUCCAAAAGUCAUAAAAAGCAUUAUUUGCCAAAAUAGGAGUCAAUCAACAUCACCGGUUGCUUUUAGGUCCCCCUCAUACCGACGUAUCCACAACGCUAGAAUACUAAAUAAACAAGUAUCUGAAAUUUCUCUUACAAAAGAAUAUAGAACGAGAAGUGCCGACGAAUACGAAAAAAAAGAACUUAAUAAAAACGAUUCGUUUAGAACAAAAAAAGACUUAAAUUUAUACGCAAGUGACCCUGAAUAUUGCGAAUAUAUUCAAGACAUACAAAACUGUAAGCCUAGAACUGAAAGAUUUCGAGAACUUAACAGAUAUUAUACAUAUUUAGAACGAGUAGCUGAACUUGAAAAGGCUACAUCUACCUGUGAUUUACGACAUAGAAGAAAAGACGAAGAAAUCGUUGAUUUUGACCGUUGGAAAAAAAUACGUGCAAUAGAAAGGGCAGAAGAAGAGCUAAAUAAUCUUUAUCAUAAAUUAAAAUUGGCACAGAGUGAGAAUAAUUUUCUUUUUAACCCAAAAGAUUUAAAUGAUUUUCGAUGGAAUUCAGGAAAGGAACGAGGACUUAGAGUGAAAGAAAAAUCUGUAGAGAAUCUGAAAGAAGAAUUUGAAAAAAAGCCUGAGUUGGAAUUAAGUGGUCAGUUAAAUCAGUCAAAAGAUAAUUAUAAGCCUUUUUGGAGGGGAACUAGCGUUGCUGAAACCGCGUUCAAUAUAAACAGAAAAAAUGUAACAAAUAUAAAUCAACAUCAUGCAACGGUAAAACCUACCAUCACACUCCUACAGGAUUCUUCACUAAGUGAACUACAGAAAAAAAUAGGGUUGGGUAAUGGCUUAUGGAGCAGUUUAUCUAUGGAACAAGUAAAUGCUUUAAAACAUCAACUAAACGCAAUAUAUAGUAGAGAAGUAGAGACAAAAACAAACAAAGAUAGUGAUAAAUAUAGUGUUGAAGUCGAGAAUACAAAUUGUUCAAAAAGACCAACAUUGCACGUAAGAUGUAACUCUUUAGUAACACCCCCUACUGCUUCUAAACUUGGGCUCGAAUUAUGUAAAUCAGAUUCUAUAGCUGCAAUUACUUGCCCGGUGCCAUCGAUAAAAGAGUUAAAAAACAAUGUUAAUAAAAUUCAAAUGACUCUCAGUGAAAUUGAAAAAAAAAAGAUAUCUCAAUCAUUGAGCAAGGAAAUCUUGAACAGAAUAAACAAGAAAGAAAAUGUUUUAACAAUUUCUUUAAAUAAAGAUCACAAUACUGAUUCAAAAAAUGCCCAAUUUGUAUCACAAGAUAACGAUUUACUUGAAACUAAAGAAAAUCAAGAUUUAAAUUUGUGCGACACAGGGACAAAAGGGAGAGCAGAUGAUAUAAAAAUACAUGUACAUCCAACAGAUAAAAGUGAAUUUAAUUAUCAGUCUUCAACUAGCGAAACAGAAACUGGAAGUUCAGAUCUUUCUAACAAAACUGUAAUUUUUAAAGGUCCAAGUAAAGAAGUUUUAAGAAAAGUCGAGUAUUUUGAAUCUGUUAACAAUCUAGUAAAUAAACCAAAAACCACAUAUCAUGCGAGUGAAAAUUCUGAUGAAAAAAAUACUGCAGUGCAUUCAAAUAUAUCGUUUGAUGUUAAAAAUAAUGAACUGCAACUUAAACAAAUAUCACAAUCCCAGUCCUGUACUAAUUUGAAAGAAAUGUUUGGUGAAUGUGAAAAAAAUAAAUUUUUAUCUUUGCCAUCCAAACCUGACCUACAUUCAAGAUCGUCUUCGCUUUGUUCGGAAGUAUGCAUUAGCGAUAGACGCACGCCUGACACGCUACGUUAUUCAAGCGACGAGGCAAUGUGGCGCAGUCGUACUCCAUCGCCCGAUGCAGAGCGAUAUUGGCGUACUUAUAUAAAACUGGCGCGUGCCGGGGAAGUACGUCGCAUUGCACGACGUUUCGACUCGCCAUCAGCGGCUGGAGCAGUACUACGCAGAUACCGAAGUGAUCCAGAAAUCGCUCGAAAUGGCCUUCAUAAUAACUGGUCCUCUGUUGAAAGGAUCUCGUCUCACCGAGAUAAGUGUAGAGCCAUACUACCAGUGGCUCGAGUCCCACUUCGUCCAAAAAAUCGUUUCAUGCCUCAUAUUGAUAUUAUUUCAAAGUUAGCAGUACUGUGUAGACGUUCUUCACCUAGAUCUCGAUCUGCUGAAGAAGCUUUAGAAUGUCGACCCGGUGAAGUUGAACGUAUCAGACGUCGCUUUGAAGCAAUGUCACUUCUAGGUCCUAUAUAUUCUUCUGCUCCUGAUGUGCGUGAACUACAGGAUAUUCCGCCAUAUCUAGCUUCCACUUGGAUUGCUCAUCGAUACCCAAAGCCUAGUGAUAACAACAGAUCAAUUAAAGAUCCUUCAGUUUUCGUAAAAGGCAGUAAAUCGCCAAUUAAAAAGGAAACAAAGCAAUCGGUAUCAAAAGAAACGAAUCUUAGCUCUAAGUUAAAAUACGAUUCUGUAGAACAACAAAUAUUAGAUUCUUCGGCACAUCGUCCAGCUAGUCGCUAUGAGCCUCCUCGAACACCUCCUCGACCUCCGCCUGCUGCGUGGCUCUACCGUGUGGCCCCUUUCGUCACGCCAUCGCGCCCCACCGUCACAUUUCAAGAGACCGACUCAGCGCCAGAGCCGCCACGCAGAAUACCACACGGGAGUUAUUCAGACACAGAAUCACCCAGCCGCCGAUACGUGGAGAGCGAUGUGAACAUCCACUACAGAUGCCCGGUGCGCCAUGACCCGCUGCCGCUUGUACCGGAGCGGGAACUAGCGAGACAGCAGGCGGAACAUAUGAAACGGCUUUAUAGAGAGCAGAAGCGGAACAAGUACUUGCAGGAGCUUCAAGAUAUGCAAAACAGGCGUCACCAAGACAAUUUCAUGCCAUCACAGAAGACUGUAGUGCCCCUGAAUCGAUAUGACGAGGCCGAGAAACUAGUGGCCAGAGCAUUGUAUGCUUUCAACGGACAAACGAACCGAGAAUUAAGCUUUAAGAAAGGUGAUCUGAUAAAUGUUCGACGCCAAAUUGACACUAACUGGUACGAGGGCGAGGUGCACGGCAGAAUUGGACUCUUCCCAUAUAAUUAUGUUGAGAUAUUAAAAGGUGAUUAUGUCCACUCGCCUAAAAAGCCCAUGAUUAUUGAAGGUCAAGCCCGGGCUAAAUUCGAUUUUACGGCACAAACAAACCUAGAGCUACCACUAAAGAAGGGAGAAAUUGUGGUUCUGACGAGGCGCAUCGAUCACAAUUGGUGGGAGGGAAGAAACGGCACGAAAACUGGCAUUUUCCCGGACAGUUAUGUUACUGUGCUGCAAGAGCCCAGUCAAACGAAUCCCCCUGGCGGGGCGGCUGGUGCGGAGAAGCCGGGCGCGGCGCCGGGGGCGCACGGGCUGGUGAACGGCGCGGCGCGGCGCGCGCUGCAGCGGCACAGCUACACGCCGCAGCACAACAGCCCCGCGCUGGCCAACGCGCCGCCCGCCACCGCGCCGCUGCCCGGAUACGUGACGAAACCAACGCAAUCGAGCCUCACUCCAUCCGAACGUGGUUACGGCCCGCCGUCGAGCGCCGGGUUAGACCUCAACAACGCGGAGCCGCUUUACGUCGACACCAACGCUGAGGCCGUGCCAUAUCGAGCGAUGUACAAGUACCGUCCGCAAAAUCCGGACGAACUAGAGCUCCAGGAGGGCGACACCGUGUACGUGCUGGAGAAGUGCGACGAUGGCUGGUACGUCGGUUCCAGCCAGCGCACUGGACGCUUCGGAACUUUCCCAGGUAACUACGUUGAGCGCAUCUGA